CAUUAGUUUUAACUUCCUUCCAAAGGGCAUCUUAUAAACAAGCAGGUAGAACCAAAAUAAAUGUUAAAAAUUCUGUUGGAGUUCAUAUCCUGUAAAGAUGGUUGUGCAUAGCUGCCACAAAGUUAUUUGUGGUUUUUCCUGAACUUUUCCUUCCUUCUGCAGCAAAGUUUUAUUUUCAUUAACUACACACUAUUUUAAAGUAGAAGAUGGUGGCGAAAGAUCAGUCUGUGUCACCUUUGGAUUUUUUUCUUCGUCAAAGCAAUGGCAGUUUUGAUUGUAACAGAGAAUUACCUGGAAUUUGGACUUGAAUCAGGGUUACAAAUUUUUCAGACACUGCGAUGCAGUUUCUUGAAAAGCAAGGUUUAGAAUCUCAAGGUCCUGUUUCAAAACUUACUUUCAAAUUUUUCCUGGCUAUUUUCUGUUCACUCAUUGGGGCUUUUUUGACAUUUCCUGGAUUACGGCUGGCUCAAAUGCAUCUGGAUGCCCUGAAUUUGGCAACAGAAAAAAUUACACAAACAUUACUUCAUAUCAACUUUUUGGCUCCUUUAUUUAUGGUUCUGCUCUGGGUAAAACCGAUCACCAAAGACUACAUUAUGAACCCACCAUUGGGUAAAGAAAGUGUCCCUUUAAUGACAGAAGCUACAUUCGAUACUGUGCGACUCUGGAUUAUUAUCCUGCUGUGUGCUUUGCGGUUGGCCAUGAUACGUAGUCACCUGCAAGCAUAUUUAAACUUAGCCCAGAAGUGUGUGGAUCAGAUGAAGAAAGAAGCAGGGCGAAUAAGUACAGUUGAGCUACAGAAAAUGGUGGCUCGAGUCUUUUAUUACCUUUGUGUCAUUGCCCUGCAGUAUGUGGCACCUCUGGUGAUGCUUCUUCACAUGACUCUGCUCUUGAAAACACUGGGUAAUCAUUCCUGGGGGAUUUAUCCAGAAUCUGUCUCUACCUUGCUGGUGGAUAAUAGUCUACCCUCCAAUUCUGUUUACUCUGAAUUACCAUCUACUGAUGGAAAGAUGAAGGUAACUGUUACCCAAAUAACAGUGGCACUGAGCAGCUUAAAAAACAUAUUCACUCCUCUCCUUUUUCGAGGACUUCUUCAUUUUUGACAUGGUGGAUUGCUGCUUGCCUGUUUUCUACAAGCCUUUUUGGGCUUUUCUAUCACCAGUAUCUGACUGUGGCAUGAAUAUCAGUCAACAAAGU
Messenger RNA from Castor canadensis (American beaver), 1194 nucleotides. The record is from RefSeq and is a predicted model, not a curated record. Lineage: Eukaryota; Metazoa; Chordata; Mammalia; Rodentia; Castoridae.